UUCUUGAAACAGCUACUCCUUAACUCACGGUUUGAAUUUGCCGGCGCAUCUCUUUAACUGGGACGAAUCAGCCGUAUCAUAAACACAGCUGCUUCAUUAUUUAUUGAAAAGAAGAUGGCGGAGUUUUCCCCAGUACUGCCGCUGCGGGAUGGAGAUGAUCGGUUCGGGCAACCCGUCUUUUCCCGCUCGCGUUCCGGUUCGGAAUCCGAAACCGAGCUGUCGCAGAGCCUGGCCCGGACCAAGACCCGUUCCUACGGUAGCACUGCCAGCGUUGCAGCCCCUCUGGCGGAGAAAUACAUUGUGCACCGAGUCACGGCCAGCGAUACCCUGCAAGGGAUAGCGCUCAGAUACGGAGUAACGAUGGAACAAAUAAAAAGAGCAAAUAAACUCUUCAGUAAUGAUUGUAUAUUCCUAAGGACGACUCUGAGCAUUCCAGUCUUCUCGGAGAAAUCCACGCUGCUCAAUGGACUCAGCUCUUUAGAGUCUCCAGAAAGCGAGGCCAGCGACGGCUGUACACCCAAAUAUGAGUGUCCCAGUGUGACGCAGGAUGGUGAGGGUAGCUCAUCUUCAUCCACUUCUGCUGCUCAGAGUCCCCAGGAACCAGACAGCCGGGCCACUCAGCCUGAGGAGCUGUCAGCUAAAGACUACUUACACAGACUGGACUUGCAAAUCAAACUCUCGAAACAGGCUGCUAGGAAACUGAAAGAGGACGAUAUCGGACACAAGGGGGAAGAGGCGCCACAUGCAGCAUCUUCAUACCAGAGUAUUGAUUAAAUCAAUUGACAGCUGAUGUAGGAGACCCAGGAUUUGAAGAUGAAAGUGUUUCUUUGUUUACCUGGACAGCCAAUGGCGAAAUCUGGAGCAGUGACAGCUGAAAUAUUCGGCACGUUUGUCAUGUGUUUUUCUAAUUUGCAUUGACCAAAUUAUGGAACAGGACUUUCUGUCCAUGGAUUUGCACUGAGCUGUUCUGCUUUGCCUUUUUUAAAAUCUUAUUUUUAAUCCAAGGUCCUUACUUUUAUUGGCGAGAGUGUGCGUUGUUGUUUCAGGCACCCACGGCUUGUUUCCGCUGAGAGCUUUCACUACAUGUGCCACAAAACAGGUGUCUAAUAACCUCUACUGUACAGAGUACCUCUUGUGAACUCUCUACUAUUAUAUUACAGAUUAGCAUGUUAGAAAACUGAUAUUAGCACUGUACCCAUGCAGUAUCUAUACAAUAUAUCCCUUUACUAUAUUAACUAUUCUUUCUUUUCUGAAUAUGUAGCAUUCCUAUCAAUAUAUUCCUUCCUUCUUCAGCCAUGUAACACUGAUUUUGAAUAAGCUGUGGGUGCAUGGACACCUUAAUUUCUCAUUUGCCUAUUUAAAGUCAUGCUUUGAGAGGGUUAAUUCUAUUUUGAAGUAUGCAUGUGUUGGUUUGUGUGUGGUGCGUAAAGUUAUAAACCUUCUUGGCUUGGGUUCGGUGUUAUUGUGCUUUGAUUGUUACUUAUGGUUUUGAAUAUCAAUAAACUUGACUGUUCUGAAA
Lepisosteus oculatus (spotted gar) is the source of this 1519-nucleotide messenger RNA. It is a transcript of the gene lysmd2, whose product is annotated as LysM, putative peptidoglycan-binding, domain containing 2. Lineage: Eukaryota; Metazoa; Chordata; Actinopteri; Semionotiformes; Lepisosteidae. The record is from RefSeq and is a predicted model, not a curated record.